This is a messenger RNA of Xyrichtys novacula (pearly razorfish), 4566 nucleotides long. The record is from the annotation of a GenBank genome assembly. Lineage: Eukaryota; Metazoa; Chordata; Actinopteri; Labriformes; Labridae.
ACACCCAUUAGUCUGUUUAUGCUUCAGCAGUCGACAGAGAAGAAGAAGAAGAACAAGAUGGCGGAACGAGGCUACAGUUUCUCACUCACCACAUUUAGGUAAACUUUGUUUAAUUUGUCGGAAAAACUAAGAUUGAAGACUCCGCUCUUGACUUAAAAAUUGUACUUUUUAUAGAAGCUUAUGAAAGUCCAUGCAAAUGUUCCGGUUUCAAAGGUUAUGCGGAUGAAUUGAGCGCUCCUCGCUGAUGCACUGUCAUCGCCUCCACUUCAAUGAAUCGGCUAACAGUUAGCAUGUCGGCUAUCAUGGUUUACAUGAGAGAUCGAAUCGUUUUAAAGCAUUUGAUAUUGAAAAUAAAGACAAAAUCAGGAAAACUCCUUUUGCUCGUGAGACUUAUUAUUGUUCAACUGAAACGAGUCCGGUCACCUGACAAAUAGCGGAGACAGGUUAGCAUAGCUCCCUUUAGCUCCGAUGAUUCAGAUGUUUUAGCUUUUACUUUCGGUUUCACCGUAAUCAUCUUUUAAAUGCGUGUCUUUUCAUUGUAAACUGCGAAGUGAAGCCGAUUUUGCUGACAGCUUGUGUUUCCUCCUGCAGCCCCUCGGGUAAACUGGUCCAGAUUGAGUACGCUUUGGCAGCUGUGGCAGCAGGAGCUCCAUCAGUCGGUAUCAAAGGUACGAGUCCUGAACAGGUGUGAAGUCAAAUCCAGACUGUUAGUAAAGAUCAGUGUACCAUAUGAAUAAGAAGUCUAAAGCCUUUAAAUAAACGACUGUGGCAGGCAUUGAGGGAGUAACCUGAGCAGCUGAUCAACCCUUGAAAAUGUUUCCUGCAUGACAAAGUUGAAGCUGAUGGUUUGAUCUGUUCUGACUGCUAACAAUAAAGUGUGACAUCUUUUGAUUUCUAGCUUCCAAUGGAGUUGUUUUAGCAACAGAGAAGAAACAGAAGUCCAUCCUGUACGAUGAGCAGAGUGUCCAUAAAGUGGAGCCCAUCACAAAACACAUAGGCAUGGUCUACAGCGGCAUGGGGCCUGACUACAGGUGAGGUUACUCAGUCUGUUAUUUAAAAAAAAAAACUAACAUUGGUAUAUACACCUGUACAUCUGUUAAAGUGACAAUCAGUUUUAAAAUGCACCCAAGAGCCAUAAAUGUAAAGGCUUCUUUCAUUUGUUAUGAACACCUCUAGAAUAAUAUUCGGUUUGGGAUUAGGCCAACCUUAUAAACAGGCUAAGGAGUUGUGUUCACUUUGCAGGGUAUUGGUUCGACGAGCCCGUAAAUUGGCACAGCAGUACUUCCUGGUUUACCAGGAGCCAAUCCCCACAGGCCAGCUUGUCCAGAGAGUGGCAUCUGUCAUGCAGGAGUACACACAGUCUGGGUAUGUACGAAACACACAAAAACACACAUGACUUCCAGACACAUAAUCUUUGUUGUUGAGAAGUAAGAUUAGUACAGAUUUAAUUGAUAUCGUCUUUAUUUUUUUUCAGUGGUGUGCGUCCGUUUGGCGUUUCAUUGCUGAUUGCUGGAUGGGAUGAAGAUCACCCCUACCUGUUCCAGUCAGACCCCUCUGUAUGUUGUAUUUUAAGCCUAAAUAUUUAUGGAAAACUAAUAACCACUGAAUAACAGCUUUGAUUACGCUUUGCCCACUUAAGCUUUGUAAAUAUUUAACCACUGGUUAGUCUUUGCUUACUUAAAAAAUAGUUCUGCUAGUUAUGUGAACUUAUGGUUUAAUAUUCUAAGGUGCUUGGUCAUUUUUUUUAACCCUUAACUUUUAUGGUUUUGAAGUGUGGUUAAUAUUGAUACCAGUUUUUCUCAGUCCGAAAUGAUUCCAAUAUUAUAUUGUAUUAUGGACUGUUAGGGGGAUUUUUUUUCUCAACGGAUCUCUGUUCUCUUUAUUUCUGACUGGCAGGGUGCUUACUUUGCAUGGAAAGCCACUGCUAUGGGGAAGAACUACGUAAAUGGCAAAACAUUCCUUGAGAAAAGGUAAGAUUGCAAUAAAUAGACAUGGUUUAGGGUAUUUUUCAGAAGGCGGCCCUCUGAGAACCUUUCCCCUGUCAUAUUGAAACACAAUCCACAGGGCAAGAAUGGUCAACUGUUAAAGAAGUGAAUGGUGCAUUUACCUCCUAAAAUUGGUAUCAGAACUCACCUUUCAUUCAUGCUAUACUCUACCAUGAUAGUGAUGGGAAGAACAGUUCUUUUGACCGUACUGAAUCUUUAGAAUCUGUUCAUUAAAACAAUUCGUUCAAAAGAUUCCUUCACUGAAUCAGUCAGUGCUUCAGAGCCUCGUCCUGCGGGUGCAGUACACCAGUGAGUGACACAGCGACGAGUUCGUUCAUUGAACAAGCCCCUCCCCUCCCCUCCCCUGCUGCUGAAGUCACAGUGUCGUUCACUGGGUGACACAUGUCAUUUAUUUGCGAAGUCCUGAAGGAAGACUUACUCCCCUGCCGUGAAAAACUCACCUCUCUGUGUAUUGCUGUCGGCGAAAACAACACAGCAGCAAGCAGCACGCCUGCUAAACGAGUGCGGGUCUUCGUUCUUUUAUAAGGUGGGAAAGUGGAGAGAUUGAAAAAAAAAAAAAAACAUCGCAGCCGUAGCUGGAUUCUGCUGCAUUUGAAGAUAUCAAAUAGCAUAUUGCUUUAAAUCGGCUGAAAUAACUCCUUACAGCAAAGUUUAUAGGUGUGUGUUAAUGUAAAGGCACUAUAAUGCACUGUUUUAUCUUAGCCUCAGUGAAUAAACGGGUGUUCAGCAGUAAGUGAACAACACUACACUCCCUCCCUCCUCUGCUUGCAUUAAGUCAUUCGGAAGUCGUUGAUUUCGUUCACCAUUCCGUUCACUGACUGACUGAAUCAUUCCGUUCACUUACUGAUACAUGUCGUUCAUUCGCUGUGGGUGAAUCAUGAGACUCCACUUGCCCACUCGCUCUCUGGCUGGCUGGCUUUCUGUCGUUCGCCAAAGAGUCAAAGGCGGCAGUUCCACUCCUGACCGGUAUGCAAGACUCGCGGCUGAGCUCAACCGAACUGAAAAUGGGACGAAUCAGGUCUCAGAGUGAUUCAGUUCAUGUCGUUCACUCAGCAAUUCCGUUCUUUUGAAUGAAACGUUGGUGAACGACACAGCACUGUACCAUGAUAGUACACAGUUUAUGUGUUAGUUAAGCUGAGUAAACACUCCUCUCACAGUUAAGUGGUUUCUAAAUGAGCAUGUUGUGUUUGUUUUUCAGGUAUAACAAUGACCUGGAAUUGGAAGACGCCAUCCACACAGCCAUCCUGACUUUGAAGGUAAAUUGUUAGGUUUAUAUAAGAGCUUCCCAUCUAUUGUGAACGUCAUUUGUUAAGAGUCUGUUUUUUUUUUCAUUUUAGGAGAGUUUUGAAGGUCAGAUGACUGAGGAGAACAUUGAAGUGGGGAUCUGUAACGAGGCAGGCUUCAAAAGACUCACCCCAGCAGAGGUGAAAGACUAUCUGGCAGCCAUCGCAUAAACCUACCCUCCUUGGUGACCCUGCUUUCAGGCCACAUUCAAGACAAAGUCACAACAGCACAGUAGUCAACUGUCUCAUAAUACAGAUUUGUAAACCCCAGGCAGUCAAAGUUUGGAUACAUAGUGCUAUAGCCCAACUCUCUGUCUGUCCUGCCAAUAUGGAAGGAUACCUGCAUUAGAUUCCCCUCAUUCAAGAUAACUGAAACAAGUCAGGUUAAUAAUAAGCAUGUUUGGGAUAUUGCUUGUGACAGACUUGAUGUGUGCAACAUAUACAGUCAUCUCAGACAGCAGUGUGUGAUCUUUAUCCAGAAUAUCACUAAUAAAAUUGGCUCUCUUCAAAAGAAAUGGCAGAAAUGUGGUAGUUGACUCUUGUGCAUAUAAAAAUGUGGUUUCUGUUGAGCAAAAUCUCAAUUCUUCCAUUGAAUCCUGUAAUUGCUGUGUUUACUCCAACUUCAUUGUUGACCACUGUGACAACAGCCUCUGGUCCUACAAAAGAGAAAAACUAAAACUAGAACAAAGUAAUGCUUUUUAAGGGACCAAAGGAGCUGUGGUCUUGAGGUGAUUUAUUCAUCCUGAUCUUGUCCCCUUUGUUCUUCCUGACUGCACUUGAUUUCUAACCCUAAACACAUGGAAGAAAAGUUAGAUAAGGGAGCAAGGAUAGAGGAUUCAAUGGAGAAUUGCUUGAUUUUAAAGUCAGCUUCUUGUUUUCCUUGUACAAAACUUUUACACAAUGUACUCAAUGAUUUCUUUUUCUGGCUAGAUUCAAUUCUUGAAGUUUGUAUUUUCUCAUCUGGUAUCUCAAAUAAAAGAGGACGAGUUGAUGUUGAGUCUGUUUUUGUAUCUACACACUGUUGUCAAGUAAUAGAUGCGUGUUUUCAAAAAUGUGGGUUAAUGUGCACAAUUUUAUAUCACUAUUUGGGAUUUGUUCUCAAUGUGCGCGCGCUGAAACACAGCCUGUUUGGAACAUGUAGUACUCAUUGAGGAGCAGCGCGCGCUCUAACCGGGACACCCUUUCAAAUGUUGAACGUAUCCCUCCGCCCAAAUCCAGUGUAAAUCCAUACCACUGUAUUAAGAUAAAUUACGAAAAAAUAAACCCUCUAAAUCGAC